AUGUCUGUCCCUCUGGUCUUCAAGGGCCGCGAGGAGGAGAUGACCAUUGAAGAGCUGGCGGCCAUGAGCGUUGCAGCUAAGGUUAAGAGCACCGAGCAAGGCACCGACGACGAAGAAGAGAUUUCUUUGGUCAAGUCCGACAUCACCAACAGCCCGGCCCCCGCUACACAGUCCGACAUCGCCGCGGCCAAGAAACGCAAGGCCGGUCGCCCCGCGAAGAAAACCAACGCCACCAAGAAGCUUAAACAAGCCGUCAACUCAAAGGCUACUGUCAAACCUUCGUCCGCCGCAAACAACCCGUCCUCAUCCUAUGGCAAUCCCGAGCCCCCUUCGUCGGCACCUUCGUCUACUGGCAAGCUCAGUCAGACGGCUGCUCCAGUCGGCGCAGACUCCGACAAGCGCGCUGACGAGGUUGAUGCGAAGGAUGAUGAGAAGAAUAGCGCUUCGCCUGAGCCUGCCUCAGCUCCCAAGCGGCGUGGUCGCCCGAGAAAGACACAGGCGCUCGUCCCCAACAGCACUGCCGACCAAGGCAAGCGCAUCAAAACCAAAAGUCGGGCUACCUCAGCUCGCGUGCUGAUGCUACUCGCCAAGCGACAAGCAAAAACUGACCAGCAUGGGAUGAUAGACUCGGUUCGAACCACCCGCGCCGCGAGCCGCAAUGGUUUCAUGAAGCCUGUCCCCGCUAAGACAACUCCGGCCAAGAAGGUCCCUACCACUCAUGGCCGAGGUGUCGGUCGCUCAAAGAAGACGCUCCCUAGGGGGAAAUCGAUCGCUCCGCAGUUCACUGACGAGGAGUAUGUCGUAGAGAAGAUUAUCGACUCCCGCAUCGAUCCCGCCACCAAGGAGCAGAUGUAUAUGGUCAAGUGGAAAGGCUAUGCCGCGAAGGACAACACCUGGGAGCCGAAGAAGAACCUCGGAAAGUGCGGCGCCAUGAUCAAGACCUUCAACAACUCUCAGAAUGCAAAGGGAAAGAAGUGA
Molecule: messenger RNA, 978 nt
Organism: Colletotrichum higginsianum IMI 349063
Lineage: Eukaryota; Fungi; Ascomycota; Sordariomycetes; Glomerellales; Glomerellaceae
Product: Chromo domain-containing protein
Exons: 3
Coding region: 1-978 (325 amino acids)
Biological process (GO): negative regulation of transcription by RNA polymerase II; chromatin organization
Cellular component (GO): pericentric heterochromatin
Molecular function (GO): DNA binding; chromatin binding
Source: RefSeq, a predicted model, not a curated record